AUGGACGACUUCAUCGACGACGGGGAGGGCGAGGGCGCGGGGCGGCGGCGGCGGCGCCGCGCGGCGGGCAGCGGCGGCGGCGGUUUUGCCAGCCAGGCUAUGGCUGAGGCGGCGCGCAUCUUUGGCGACGCCACGGACCUGCACGACCUGGUGGCCAGCCGCCGCGCCCUGGCCGCGUCACAGGGCGGUGCUGACGCGGGCGGUGACGAGGGUGUGGAUGAGGAGGAGGAGGAGGGGCUGGAGGAGGGAGACGAGGAAGAUGAGGAGGCGGCGGCAGACGCCAGGGAGCGGCGCGCAGCGCUGGCGCGCGAGCGGCAGCAGCAGCGGCUGCUGGACGCGGCCGACCCCGAGUACGCGGCGGCGCACUACCUCUCAGCAGAGGACGAGGCCAUCCGUGCGGCCGACCGUCCCGAGCGCCUGCAGCUGGCCCUGCGCAAGAACAUGGCCGCGCUCGCGGCCAUGUCUGAGGCUGACUUCAGCAGCCUGAUGGAGAACAUGGCAAAGUGCGGCCCGCAUUGCAUCUAA
Molecule: messenger RNA, 525 nt
Organism: Monoraphidium neglectum
Lineage: Eukaryota; Viridiplantae; Chlorophyta; Chlorophyceae; Sphaeropleales; Selenastraceae
Exons: 5
Coding region: 1-525 (174 amino acids)
Biological process (GO): positive regulation of transcription elongation by RNA polymerase II; mRNA transcription by RNA polymerase II; nucleosome organization
Cellular component (GO): transcription elongation factor complex
Molecular function (GO): nucleosome binding; histone binding
Source: RefSeq, a predicted model, not a curated record